AUGCCUAAACAAGCAUCAACACAUUUUUUAGUUAUACCAAAAGAACCUAUUACGCAAUUAUCAGCAGCUACACCAUCAAAUAAACAAGCAGAUCAAAAUAUUUUAAGAUCAUUUGAAGUUUUCGGUUGUUUUUUUUUGGUCACUCUGACAUUUAUUAGUUGUUGCUACUCAAGUUGCUAAAAAAACUAGGUCUUAAUGAAGAUAGCUAGUUUUAUUUUUAUGUCUACCAAAGAAAAACAUACUUUAUUCAUAGUGGUUUUCGUAUAUAUCGUUUAGUAUUGAAUCUAGCAUUAAAAAAUGACUGUUUUUUUUUCGUAGAUUUUCAGCUAAUAAAAACUCUCAAACGAUUUCUGAAAUAAUGAACAAUAUAUUUAAAAAAAUCAACGUGCGUAUCAUAGAACUUUUAAAUAGAUUUAUGAGUUUAUCUUAGAGUGUAAUGGCAUCUAUUCUCUAUUGACAAUACAGUGUCUUAAGGAAAUAUUUAACAAACAAGUAUCAAAAAUAGUUUAUUUGACAAGUCAAAAUUCUCUGUGAACUAUCAUUCUAUACAUUUAAUUCUUUGUUUUGAGUGAAAGAAUGUGCCAGGAUUAAAGCUCAUGGUUUCCAAGAUUUUCAGACUUGGUCCA
Messenger RNA from Rotaria sp. Silwood1, 626 nucleotides. NCBI's taxonomy places the organism in Eukaryota, Metazoa, Rotifera, Eurotatoria, Philodinida, Philodinidae. The record is from the annotation of a GenBank genome assembly.